AGCGGUGGUGGGAAGCAGCAUGGCCCGGAGCAGCAUCUUCCCUGCGGCCGCGCUCGGGCUCUGGAGCAUCCUCCAGUGCCUGCUGCUGCUGCGGGCGGAGGUCGGGCCGCCGGCAGAGGAGAGCCUGUACCUGUGGAUCGAUGCUCACCAGGCGCGAGUGCUCAUAGGAUUUGAAGAAGAUAUCCUGAUUGUUUCAGAGGGGAAAAUGGCCCCUUUCACACACGACUUCAGAAAAGCACAGCAGAGGAUGCCAGCCAUUCCUGUCAAUAUUCAUUCUAUGAAUUUUACCUGGCAAGCGGCAGGAGAGGCAGAAUACUUCUAUGAAUUCCUGUCCUUGCGCUCUUUGGAUAAAGGCAUCAUGGCAGAUCCAACCGUUAAUGUCCCUUUGUUGGGAACAGUGCCUCAUGAAGCAUCAGUUGUUCAAGUUGGCUUUCCUUGUCUUGGAAAACAAGAUGGAGUGGCAGCAUUUGAAGUGAAUGUGAUUGUAAUGAAUGCUGAAGGGAACACCAUCCUGCAGACGCCUCAAAAUGCCAUCUUCUUUAAAACAUGCCAACAAGCGGAAUGUCCAGGAGGGUGCCGAAAUGGAGGCUUCUGUAAUGAAAGGCGUGUCUGUGAGUGUCCUGAUGGGUUCUAUGGACCUCACUGUGAGAAAGCCCUUUGCACACCACGCUGUAUGAACGGCGGCCUCUGCGUUACUCCUGGUUUCUGCAUCUGCCCGCCUGGAUUCUAUGGCAUCAAUUGUGAUAAAGCAAAUUGCUCAACUACCUGCUUUAAUGGAGGGACCUGUUUCUUCCCUGGAAAGUGUAUCUGCCCUCCAGGACUAGAGGGAGAACAGUGUGAAAUAAGUAAAUGCGCCCAACCCUGUCAGAAUGGUGGUAAAUGCAUUGGCAAAAACAAAUGCAAGUGCUCCAAGGGUUACCAAGGAGACCUGUGCUCCGAGCCUGUCUGUGAGCCUGACUGUGGUGAACACGGAGUCUGCUAUGAGCCCAACAAAUGCCUAUGUCAAGAGGGCUGGCAUGGAAGACACUGCAAUAAAAGAUACGGAGCCAGCCUCCUGCAUGCCCUGGGGCCAGCCGGCACCCGACUCAGGCUGUACACGCCUUCAGUUAAAAAGGCCGAGGAGCGACAGGAUCCACCUGAAUCCAAUUACGUCUGGUGAACUCCGACAUCUGAAACGUUUUAAGUUACACCAAGUUCAUAGCCUUUGUUAACCUUUCAUGUGUUGAAUGUUCAAAUAAUGUUCAUUACAGUUAAGAAUACUGGCCUGAAUUUUAUUAGCUUCAUUAUAAAUCACUGGGCUGAUAUUUACUCUUCCUUUUAAGUUUUCUAAGUAUGUCUGUAGCAUGAUGGUAUAGAUUUUCUUGUUUCAGUGCUUUGGGACAGAUCUUAUGUUAUGUCAGUUGAUCAAGUUAAAAAUUUGUCUUUUCAAUGUGUAGUUGGUGGAUACUUUCCAAAAUUACAAUGGAUUUGUGGUGUUGGGGCUGAGGCAACAUUAAUGAAGGUAAAUGGAACAAAAAUGCAUAAGUCACAGGGAUGGGAAUGAAGCAGUAAAUUUGCUGAAGUUACAGCAUUUCAAAUUUUACCAUCAAGUAUGAAGACGUUUGUCACAUUUGAAAAUUGCUCUUAUUUUUAAAUCUCUCAAUACAGCGUAUUUUGACCUUAUCAUGAUUCCAGAGAAUUCAGUAGUAAAAGAAGAAAAAGAAAUAACACUGUGGUAGUGGCAUUUUAACAAUAUAAUAUAUUGUAAAAACAGUAAAAUAAGGAUUAUAAUGUAUGAACUUUUUUGCAUUGGCUGAAGCAAUAUAAUAUAUUGUAAACAAAACACAGCCCUUACAUAAUAAACACUUUAUACUGUUUGUAUGUAUAAAAUAAAGGUGCUGCUUUCGUUUUCU
Messenger RNA from Sorex fumeus (smoky shrew), 1892 nucleotides. RefSeq names its product WNT inhibitory factor 1 (gene WIF1). The transcript is spliced from 10 exons. Gene Ontology annotation, cellular component: extracellular region; cell surface. NCBI's taxonomy places the organism in Eukaryota, Metazoa, Chordata, Mammalia, Eulipotyphla, Soricidae. The coding region runs from base 20 to 1159 and encodes 379 amino acids. Gene Ontology annotation, molecular function: signaling receptor binding. Gene Ontology annotation, biological process: anatomical structure development. The record is from RefSeq and is a predicted model, not a curated record.